GGUUGUGUCGCGUCUGUGACGUACAGCGGGAAAUUUGAACGUGUGUGUUGACAUUCGAAAGCGGAUUGUUUGUGAAUUAGUGUCGAUUUUAUUUAUGUGUUAUGGGAUUCACGAUGAAUUAAUAUGAAAAAUAAAAGGGGAAGCAAUGAAAAAAUACCUCAAAUUCAAAGUGAAGUGAACAUCGCGCUAAAAAUGUGGUAGAGUUUUGCAGAAUGGAUACACUGGGAGUGACGUCUUUGCUAAGUCUCAUCUUCUGCUGUUACCUCAGUCUAGUAGAAGGCGGGCUAAGCGAUGAUUCAAUGAGUGGGGAGGCUCCUUACAUCAUAGAACAGCCCCUGGACGUCACCGUGGCACGUCAUCAGCCAGCGACGUUAAAUUGUCGAGCAGGCGGAUCACCACCUCCCACCAUAAGAUGGUACAAAGGUGGUGCUUUAGUAGUAUCUGAUACACACAGAAGUCUGUUGCCAGCUGGUGGCUUGUUCUUUCUGAGAGCGACUCAUGGCAGAGCACACUCAGAUGCCGGAGUUUACUGGUGUGAAGCAACCAAUCCUUAUGGUACAGCGAGGAGUAGAAAUGCCAGUCUACACGUCGCAGUGCUUCGUGAAGAAUUCAGAUUAGAACCAGCUUCUACACAAACAGCACAAGGAGAGACUGUUAUUUUGGAGUGUUCGCCACCCAGAGGGGCUCCGGAACCUAAUGUUUAUUGGAAGAAAAAUGGCCAAAUUCUUCAUUUUGAUGGUGAUUCUAGAAUGCAUUUAGUGGAUGGUGGAAGUCUCGUAAUUCAAGAUGCGAGGCAAACCGAUGCUGGACGUUACCAAUGCAUUGCAAGGAAUGCAGCGGGUACAAGAGAAUCUGCAGUUGCCACGCUCAAAAUACACAUUAAACCGUACUUAAUCACGGGUCCCGAGGAUGUCGUGGCGCAUACUGGUAGCAGCGUGACGUUCCAAUGCCGGGUGGGUGGAGACCCUCUUCCCGAUGUGCUGUGGCGGCGCACCGCUGGAGAUAGAAACAUGCCCCUCGGCCGCGUCAAAGUGCUGGAUGAUAGGAGUCUGAGGCUUGACAUGGUGAAUUUGUUAGACGAGGGCGAAUACAUUUGUGAGGCUGAAAACACAGUCGGUGCUGUUAGUGCUAGUGGAUAUUUAACUGUAUACGAAUCGCCGUCAAUAAAGUUAAGGCCAGAUAUUAUUCAUGCGGAAAGUGGCGCAGUGGUUCAUUUCGAAUGCUUGUCAUUUGGCAGGCCUGAUCCAACUAUAUUUUGGAGUUUAGAAGGCAACAGGACCAUCCUAUUACCUGGUACCACCCGGGGAAAGUAUCAUGCUUAUGAAUUUUCACCAGGAGUAAUCAGAUUGACUAUCAAUGGUACAAAUAAAAAUGAUAGUGGACAUUCCAUAGUUUGUUCUACGGUUAACUUAGCCGGCAGUUCGUUUGCCAGAGCGAAACUAAUCGUGACGUCAGACGAUGACCGCCCACCGCCAAUCAUAACAAACGGACCCUCUAACCAAACGUUACCUAUAAAAUCGAUGGCAGUUUUCCCCUGCACAGCGAUCGGCACACCUGAACCAAUCAUUGCUUGGUAUUUCGAAGGGGAAGCAUUAAUACAAAAUCAUAGAAGGAAUGUCUCUAAUGAUGGGACCCUCAUUCUAAAGGAUUUGGAUAAAACAGAUAGCGGCACAUACACAUGCGUUGCUUCAUCCCAAAAUGGAAAGUAUGUAUGGAGUGGUGUCCUACUUGUGGAUAGUCCAAUCAAUCCUAACAUACACUUUUUCCGAGCUGCAGACGCGUCAGCUUUACCCGGCCCACCAACAAAACCUCAGAUUUUCAAUGUAACAGACACUAGUGUAACAAUAACAUGGAAUCAGAAUAAUAAAAUUGGAUCAUCCUCUAUCUUAGGAUACCAAGUUGAAGUAUUUUCUAGAGAAACUUUAUUGGGAAACAAUACGCCGAGAAACUCUCGAGGAUGGGUACCUAUUGCAAAGAAAGUGCACCAAACACAUUAUACAGCUAAAUCGCUACUACCGGGAGUUACUUACAUGUUUAUAGUUCGAGCCGAAAACUCGCAUGGAUUGUCUGCUCCGAGCCCGGUAUCUGACGCGGCUCAUGUUGUUGAAGAAACAAAAUAUUCUUUGUGGGAAACUGGAGCGUACUCUAACAAUUCGGAAUUCAGAAGCAACAUUUUGACUGAUAACGUCGUAGAGUUAAUUGAAGCUACACCAAUUGAUGCAAGAACAAUAAAGCUCAUGUGGGAAAUACUGAACUUCUAUUCCUUGGAGGGAUUAUUCAUAUAUUACAAACCUCUAGAUAAUAUCACAACCGAAUACGAGAUGAAAACUAUUCUACAUUCCAACGACGUAUCUGGAUAUGAAAUAACUUCUUUGAGAAAAUAUACAAAAUACGAGUUUUUCCUCAUUCCUUUUUAUAAGGGAUUUGAAGGAAAGCCGUCCAAUUCUAGGGUGGCUCAAACUUUGGAUGAUGCACCGGAUGGUCCGCCAGUUAAUAUUGAAUUGUUUAUUUUGAAUACAACUACUGUGCACUUGAAAUGGUCACCGCCAGAGCUGCAUUUACAGAACGGUGUUAUAACAGGCUAUAAUGUCAUUGUGAACUGGUUGGACAUUCCCGCUAACAAAUCUAUGGUCGCAAUAAAUACCACUGUGCAUCACGCUACGAGCCUUAUAAUGACAAACUUAACUUCAGGAGUUAGUUACUCCGUACAGAUUGCAGCAGAAACCAUUGUGGGACUUGGUCCUUACAGCCAAAAAGUUUAUCUCAAUAUCGACUCUCGUUCAAUUGGACUUGAUCCCUUGUCAAGAUAUCCAAUGAACGGGGAGGUGUCUAUAGUCGCUGGGGACUUUGUAAUGGAAACAUGGUUUUACUUUUUGAUUGGAGCAAUCGUACUGUUCAAAAUAAUUGUGAUUGGCGGCAUAAUUUAUGUUCGGAAAAAUAAUAUAUUUGCUAAGAAAUCUGCGUUGCCCAACAUUUACGAUUCCAACGGCACGAGUUUAGUCACACAGAUGAACAUUAAAGCCGCGGUGUCUUUGUCACAUCCGCUUAGUAGUUGUUACAACAAGAAUACUGUGACUAAAACUGAGUCAUUACUUUGGAUGGAGAAUCAACCGGGACUAUGUAUGUCUAGUAAUCAAUCUAAUCAGAGUAAAGAGAAAGUUAAUUCGGAAUACGAUAAAGUGACUCAACAAUUGCCUGAAUAUGCAGAGGUGACAUCGGCGCGAGCCAACGCAAAUGACUGGAAUACAAGCAAGACGGCGAAUUCUCCAGCAGCUUAUGCGUCCGUUACUCUGGUUGCUAACACUAGACAGUGUGUCAGUUCACUGGGAUGGUUUCCGCCGGGAGGAAAGAAUGUCGAUACUUUCGAUAACCGAUACGCACCUGACGAAGAACUAUAUCCAGCCAGCAAUGGUGGAUAUUACAAUCGCAAUGUCUAUAGUGAAAAAUACUUCCAAGGACAUCCGCAUCCAAACGUUUUAAAAUUCUAUGACUUGCCGUCAUUAGAUAAAACACAAAAGGUCCAACUAAGAUACAAUCAAAGUCUAGAUGAAAGAAAAGGAGACAAGACAAAGACAGAAGUAACUCAGUCACUAAUAGGGCGGACUUACGGAGUCAAUUCCAGGAAAAAUUCUGAAACUGAGACAACUUAUAGAGCGUUUGGAGAAGAUGAGUCAGAUGAAGAAUCUUAUGCAGAAGAUGGGGGUUAUGAUGAAUUGCAGGCUAUGCAGUCACGCAGGCAGAGGCCACAGCAUCAGUAUGAGAGGCCUAAUUUCGAUAACGAUGGGACUAGGACCAUAGCUCGAUUAACUUCAUUCAGGCAUGGGCAAGGGAGUUUAGGAGCACCUUCUCAGCAAUCACUAGCUCCGACACACCCUCCCCCCACCCCUCAAACACGAGUGGACUCCGUGACGCGGUAGUAUCACGCUCUGCCGGUUUUCGGCGACCUGUGCCAAACGGACGUAUAGACCGAAGUUUCUUAUAGUGUAGUGACGUCAAAAAGAAAGAUCGCAGUUCUUCCUCACGUUGUACAGAUCGUCAUGUGUAAAGAACCCUUUUUUAUAAUUUUCACAAUGUUUUAAGACUGAACUCUAUUUUUAUGUGGGAACUGAAUUAAUGAACGAAAUUAGGCCUAAUAGCCGCGGUCUAAAAGUGUCGCACAAUACAAGUGAUUGAUUUAUACUUUCAUAUUUAAUAUAUUUUAUUUUGUAACAUUUACGACUAGUCUUUGUAUAGCUGUAACUAAAAUAAGGAUACAAGAAGACAAAGUGAAGAAAUAAACAAACAUCUAAGUAGUUUUAUUUCUAUGAGGUAUUUGUUUUGUUUCAGAUAGUAUUAUAAUACUAUUAUAAUGAUUUCUUGUGAUCAAU
Molecule: messenger RNA, 4367 nt
Organism: Amyelois transitella
Lineage: Eukaryota; Metazoa; Arthropoda; Insecta; Lepidoptera; Pyralidae
Product: protein sax-3
Exons: 11
Coding region: 213-3917 (1234 amino acids)
Molecular function (GO): protein binding
Source: RefSeq, a predicted model, not a curated record